Messenger RNA from Symbiodinium sp. CCMP2592, 1923 nucleotides. The record is from the annotation of a GenBank genome assembly. NCBI's taxonomy places the organism in Eukaryota, Dinophyceae, Suessiales, Symbiodiniaceae.
AUGAACCAGCAGCUCGUUGCGACGAUGCUCCGGAGAAUGGAUCUGGAGGAAGAGAGAAGGAACAAAGCGGAAGAGAAAGUUCACGAGGCAGCUGAAGCGGCCAAGCAGGCAGCAAAGGCAGCUAAGACUCGGGACCCCUUCCAGCCGAGCACUGCUCCCGCGAGCAGUUCUGCCGCGAGUUCGGCAGAAGAAGCGUUUGUUCGGGAACUGCAGCUUUGUAUCCUUGUGAAGAAGGAGAUUGUGCAAGCUGACUUGAAUCCCGAGACUGCCGCACGUAGCUCCAAGCUGUUCUACUACUUGACGCAGUCCCUCGCCAAGUGGGAGCGGGGAAGCGAGCUCUUGAGGUCCUGCUCGAAGAGGCAGGGGCAGAGCGCCUGCGGCUACGAGGUGAUUAGGACGAUUACCUCUCAGUACUCCAUCGUGUCGCGGAUGGAAGCUGUCUUCGUGAGAGAACAGGCUUUGAAGUUGUACCAGCACGUUGGGCAUCUGAAGCGGCCCACCGACUUGAUUCGACAUCUUGAGGAUUCGUUUUCGAAGUCUGAAGCGAAGCUGAGCAACUUUCCGGAGCUUCAGCUGUCUGAGGCUGACCGCUGCUCUGUCCUUUUGCAGAGCUUGGGUGCAGAAGUGCGUCAGUACGUGGUACUGCACGGGUCCAGCUCGAACUGGGAAGCUCUUCGAAGGACGCUGACUUACUACGAGGCGCAGCUGCGACUGUGUGAGGCCCCUGGGUCUUCGGGCCGAGCCUUGCAGGAGAAGCUUUGCGACUACUGCGGGAAGAAGGGACACACAGCCGACAAGUGUUGGCAGCGCCAAAAGGAAGAACGCGGUGGUGCACCGAAGGGCAAAGGGAAAGGAGACAAAGGAAAGCCGAAAGGCAAAGGCGACCAGACUCCCAAGGGAUCUGGCACGCCCCGUGGUUCCGAGAAGGGCCGAGUCGGGAGGAAGCGCCACAGUGAUGGCGAUGAGGUUUUCCUGUCCUGGGCGUGGUUCUUCGGAUUUCGUGUUGUCAAGAAGUACGACCGAACGGCCAAUCUGUUCAAUGCCUCGGGUGGUGCGAUCGUCGUUUCGGGGGUUGUCGACCUUGAGGUUCAUUUUGGAGAUGUUUUCCUGAGGUUGGAAGAGGUCUUGGUGGCGGAUGUUGGGUUCAACGUUGUUUCGCCUUGGACCGGGUCGGAACGGGGCUGGAAAACCUAUCUAGCCAAAUCGGGAUCACGAUUGUACAAAGGAAACGGAAAGAAGAGCAUCAAGCUGAUGGGCGCUUCGCGCGCCUGGUGGGCUCUGAGCGGGAGGUCCAAGGGCCGGGGGAAAGAGAAUUCUUCCAGACGCCCCCCGAAAGGGAUCGAGGAUAUGGAGAUAGAUGCCUUGAAGGACCGCGACCUGCUAGGAUCGAGCAAGGAGUCCACCGCAGGACCCCAGAAGCCUGGAGAAGGAAUCCUGAAGAAAGGAAGAAAGACUUCGGAAGAAGACGAGUCUGGCCGCCACGCUUUGGCUGCCACUCCUUUUGGGAAACAGUCGCAUGUUGGCAUGGUGCUUUGCAUGUUUUUGGCAUGUUUUUCCAUGGUUUUGCGAUGGCAUGUUUUCAUGAUGGACAUGGUUGUGCAAGCGCAGUGGGUUUUGGCUGCUGUGCUCAAGCGGGCUUUUACCCUUACGGUUUUUGCAGAAAGACUCGGCAUACGCCUCUUUUUCCUGCUAUGGGAAACUAUCUGGGCGGAUCAAAGCCAGAAUGCGAGUGCCGGUGCGAAGUGUGCGGAAAGCAGGUCUGCGUCAGACGCAAACCUGCGCACACCCAUCAUUAUUGUUGGGCCUGCAUUCAACAUUGGUCUGGGUUGCAAUGGCUACGUGCCCACGACGAAGUUCCAGAUUCGCAGUAUGCUGAGAGCGAUGCAGAUGGUAGCAUUGCAGCUGGGUGGGUCUUGCUUGUGA